AUUGGUUACUACUCCUGCUGCCCCGAGCCCUAUCCGUCAAUGGUCAUCAACUUCUCCCUGGAACGUCGGUCCUUCUUCUACAUCUUUAACAUGGUGCUGCCAUGCAUCAUCCUGAUGGUUCUCAACUGGUUCGGGUUCUACAUCCCCCCGGACAGCGGGGAGCGCCUGGGCUUCUUCAUGACCAUCCUGCUGGCUCUCGUCGUCUUCCUGCAAGUUCUCUCAGACAUCUUGCCCAAAACGUCACGUGAGACUCCGCUUCUUGGAGUGUUCUUCGCUGCCACCAUCGGACUGGUCGGCUUCUCGUGCCUGGUCUCCAUCGUCAUCAUCAGGCUGUCCUGCAACAGCCCGCCGACCCGCCCCGUGCCCCGCUGGAUGCGGGUCACCCUCCUGCACGGCCUCUCCCGCCUCUUCUGCAUGAACAGCAUCUACCAGGAGGAUAACUCCAACAAAGUUACCCCCAGCGGCGGAGUGGCAGCGGACGACCUUGUGAUCGAGAGGGUGGUGAGCAAUGGCCAUGUCAUCAACGGAGAUGUGGACACCCCUUACGCUACCAGGGUCACCAACGGGCGGCGUGAGACGGGCAAUGACCAGUCAGUCC
Molecule: messenger RNA, 598 nt
Organism: Branchiostoma floridae (Florida lancelet)
Lineage: Eukaryota; Metazoa; Chordata; Leptocardii; Amphioxiformes; Branchiostomatidae
Product: neuronal acetylcholine receptor subunit alpha-10-like
Exons: 2
Biological process (GO): chemical synaptic transmission; nervous system process; regulation of membrane potential
Cellular component (GO): synapse; membrane; neuron projection
Molecular function (GO): neurotransmitter receptor activity; monoatomic ion channel activity; transmembrane signaling receptor activity
Source: RefSeq, a predicted model, not a curated record